AUGUUUUCCUUUCCCCGAUGGCUAAUUGCGUUUGGUUCGCAAAAUGUUAAACAUAUACCUACCGUAACUGCCCGAAUUUUAUGCCCUAUAUUAACUCACCCCCGUGCUUCGUUUGCGAAAUUACCAACGGUUCACACAUCAAGUACGUCGUGUUUGUCACCUAUCGAAUUCGAACGCCAGAGCCAGCACACUCUCGAAUAUCUCUCUUCGGCAUUCGAGGACCUCUCUGACCAAUUUGACUUUGGUUCCGAGUUUGACGUUUCCUAUGCUGACGGAGUUUUGACUGUCACUUUCGGACCCCCGCACGGAACAUAUGUAUUAAAUAAGCAGACCCCAAAUAAGCAAAUUUGGUUGUCUUCUCCGAAAAGUGGUCCCAAACGGUACGAUUUCGAUCCUUCUACGAGGUCAUGGAUCUAUCUACAUACCCGUGGCGACUUAUUCGAGUUACUUUCCGAGGAGGUGUCGGCCAUUGCAAAAUCAUCCGUCAUGUUUAGAAACCCUUUGAUGGAGCCAUAG
This is a messenger RNA of Mesocestoides corti, 516 nucleotides long. The record is from the annotation of a GenBank genome assembly. NCBI's taxonomy places the organism in Eukaryota, Metazoa, Platyhelminthes, Cestoda, Cyclophyllidea, Mesocestoididae.